Molecule: messenger RNA, 1586 nt
Organism: Acomys russatus (golden spiny mouse)
Lineage: Eukaryota; Metazoa; Chordata; Mammalia; Rodentia; Muridae
Gene: Tigd4
Product: tigger transposable element derived 4
Exons: 1
Coding region: 21-1586 (521 amino acids)
Cellular component (GO): nucleus
Molecular function (GO): DNA binding
Source: RefSeq, a predicted model, not a curated record
GGUCUGCACAAGCAGCGGAGAUGGCAGAAGCUUCUGCGGACGCUGCGACUCAGCCAGUGACCGGGAAGAAAAAGAAAAGUCUGUCCAUUGAGGAAAAGAUUGACAUUAUAAACGCUGUGGAAAGCGGCAAGAAAAAGGCAGAGAUCGCAGCUGAAUACGGAAUAAAGAAAAAUUCAUUGUCUUCCAUUAUGAAAAAUAAAGACAAAGUCCUAGAAGCCUUCGAGUCUCUGAGAUUCGAUCCGAAGAGGAAAAGAUUGAGAACAGCCUUUUACACGGAUCUGGAAGAGGCCCUGAUGAGAUGGUAUCGAAUUGCUCAGUGUCUAAACGUUCCAGUUAAUGGUCCAAUGUUGCGCCUGAAAGCUAAUGAUUUUGCCCAGAAGCUGGGACACAAUGACUUUAAGUGCAGCAACGGUUGGCUGGAUCGUUUUAAGUCCAGGUAUGGCUUAGUAUUCAGAGCACAGCCUGUAGAAGCCACGGGCAUAUCUAUCGACCCUUCGACUGUCUGGUACCAAAAUGUGCUUCCUUACUACUUAAAUGAUUAUCAUCCUAAAAAUGUUUUCAAUGUGAAAGAAACCGGGCUGUUCUACCGAAUGUUGCCUACGAACACUUUUGCAUUCAAAGGAGAAACGUGUUCAAUUGGAAAAUUGUGCAAAGACAGGAUAACGCUGGCCGUCGGGACGAACAUGGACGGCUCGGAGAAGCUCCCUUUGCUCAUCAUCGGGAAGAACCGAACCCCACGUUGUUUCAAAGGUAUAAAAUCAUUGCCUGUGUAUUAUGAAGCUAACAGAAUGGCAUGGAUGACAGCAACCAUAUUUGGACAGUGGAUGCAGAAGCUUGAUGAGAAAUUCCAAGCCCAGAGACGAAGAGUGGUGAUUUUUGUCGAUUCUUUCCCGGCGCAUCCAGAGGUGAAAAACCUGAAGUCCAUUGAGUUGGCGUUCUUCCCACCGUGCUUGUCUCCCGAGCUCGCAGCUAUGAAACAAGGUGUUAUUAAAAGCCUGAAAAUCAAAUAUCGGCAUUGCCUUAUCAAGAAAUUUUUAAGUUCUGUCGAAAAUAGCAACGAAUUUACAUUUUCUCUGCUGGAUGCUGUAGACACGUUGCAUCUCUGCUGGAGAGCUAUAGCCCCCGAGACCAUUGUUAAAAGCUAUGAAGAAGCAGGAUUCAGGUCUCCAAAGGAAGAAAACGACACACCAAAUGCAGAGAACGAUGACGCUGACGCUGACGCUGACACUGACGCUCUUGAUCUGACUGCAGAUGCUCUUGGGGCCGGAGUGGAAUUUCCUGCAGGUUUGUCCAUAGAGGAAUACGCUGCCCUGGAUGAGGACCUGGAGACCUGUGAAGCCGCCCCGAAUGAGGAUGCAGGGUGGACCGGAGAAAGUAAACAAGACGAAACUGGCUUUUAUACUUCUGAUGAAGAGGAGGGGGACAGCGGAGCUCUAGAAGCGGGCCUGCCCUUACCUUCCAAGAAUGAAGCCAUCACAGCUGUAGGCACUCUGAAAAGGUUUCUCAGGAGUCGUAAUAUGACCGAUGAACUUCACAAUGCUUUAGCGGAUCUUGAAAAUUUUAUCAACGCGUUGCCACCUAAAUAG